CGUUCCACCUUUCUUACUCAAACCUUGAUGGGUACACUCCUUCCGUAGCUCCUCGCCAUCGACUUCAUUCCGCAAUUUGCUGCUGACUGAGGCCAUGGAGCGCAUCCACUCCACUUCAAGCAGAGGAUUAGCCGGAUGGGGCAAUCCGACGCUGCCCCAGAGCGGGUUUACGCUAUUCCUGCGCGUGCAUUCUGCUCGAAAUCUGGCGGCGAUGGGGCGCGGAUCGUACUGCAAACUCUACCUCGGCAACACCGAAGUGUUGGAUGGAUCUGCUCAAGCCGGAGCCUCGUUUAGCAACCUCUUGGCGAUCGACAACACUCAGCCUGGAACUCACCGUGUCUUCCGUACUAAAGUGCUGUAUACGGAUCAGAAAUCCUGUCCGGAAUGGAACGAGAAACUCGAACUCCACGUUAUGAACCCGGACACUGAAAUCUUAACCAUUCGAGUUAAGAACCAGUUGAUGCUCUUCUGUCCUGCUAUCGGGGCGUGUGCUAUUCCUCUUUGCAAUGUCAAGAUGGGGGAACCCGCAGAGCAGUGGUUCCCUCUGUACAAGCAGAACAAACCUGCGGGUCAUAUCCGACUCCAAUUGCUGCUAAAGGUGAAAGAUCCUGUCAUGCAUCCACCCCCUGCAGUGAACGAGUCACCGAUGCAGAGACUUAUCCAGCAACAUUGCCAGCAAGAACGAGAGCGACGCCAGUUCGUUCAGACUGAAGAAACGAUAAGACGUCGACAGUUUGAAGAACAAGAGAGACUACAGACGGAGUUACGAAGACAGAAACAAGAAGCGGAGCAACGCGAACGGAUGAGGAUUGAGGAGAUGGCCAAGAUGCAAGCGUUCCAUGACAAAAUGCAACGCGAAGAACAGGCAAAAGUCCAGGCGUAUUUGCAAAAACAAUUGGAGCAUGAGGAAGAUUUCCAUGCUCAAGUGUUGACGGACAAGAUGAGCGCGAUGAAGGUGGAGGAAACACCAGAAGUGACUAAAGAGUCCAAUAACUCCAGCUAUUAUUUCGCUGACGAUGUAGAAACGUCGAACUCGAAGGGAUUGAAGCAGAGCUUUACUGAUGAACAGGUGCCUGAAGCUGUGGAGGUGACGGAUGUGGUGCUGGGAGAGGUCAUCCACGAUGCGUUGCCCUCAGACUCGUCGGAUGAAGAUGGAACGCAACGGGGCCAGCGCAAGGAGAAGGAGCAACACCAGCAGCAAUCUAAAAGCGAAAUGAACAGCCCUCCUUUGUUUCCAAGCGCUCCUGAACCUACGUUAAAAGAAAAAGUCCCUCAAAGGAGCUUAUCUCCUGCCUCGUCAAGUUCAGACGAAACAUCUUCGUCCGAAGAGGAACGUCGACGUCGCCGUCGUCGCAAGGAGAAGAAAGCUAAGAGAAAAGAGCGUCGUCGAAGACGCAAAGCUAAGCGAAAAGUUCGUCGUGAAGCCGACGGAUACGAUUCGUCUUCUUCUAGUUCAUCGUCGUCGUCAUCGUCGUCCUCUUCGUCUUCUUCGACAUCGUCGGAUGAGCGCCGUAAGCGCAAGUCAAGGAAGCACAAGAAAAGCAAAGAGAGAGCGCGAUCGCACCGUGAAUGGAAGGCCAGCUCCUUUACUCGAGCCUCCGUGCCGAUCCACUCGCACUCGUAUGGACCAGAUCACUCUAACUAUCCAACCAGUCGAUACAGUGAACCUCCGCCGCAGUACACGAAGCCUCAGUCGUCGAACUACAUUGAAUCACUACCUCCCCAGCCCCAGCAAAAGCGGACGAUGGCUGAAAAGAUCAGUACGGCUGCAGAUGUGGCUUCGAUCAUAUCGGAUAUGGCGUCUGUGGCGACGAGUGUUCAGCAGUUAGCUGGUGGUGGUGAUGCCGGAGGUGGAAGUAUUCCGUUAGCUGUGCCAGACAUGAGUCAAUUUCUAGGAGGCCAGGAUCUCUCGGGAUUUGCAGGACAAGAUUUCUCGGGUUUGGUUGGUACCGACACGACAGCGCAGUACUUUUAGUGAGACUAACCAGUCCAGCAAAGUGAAGUUGUGUGUUCAUUUCUUGAACUUAGUUAAAAUGAAGUAAAGAGCAGACAAACAGUGUGCACUAACGCUGUGAACCCAGAUGAAUUGCAUUAAUUGGUACUUAAUUCAAAGUGCAAUUUCACCACUCGUGCACGAGCGUCGCUAAUAGUGACUCGCUAUUAAUACACGACUUAGCAACAUUAUAAAAGACCCGUGAUCUCUUCGGUUGUUGCUGCCUCGGUUGCUGACGAGGAGUAUCCUACAUGCACAUGUAACUAGAAAUGAAUUAAGCCCACUACGAUCA
Messenger RNA from Phytophthora nicotianae INRA-310, 2285 nucleotides. RefSeq lists its product as hypothetical. The record is from RefSeq and is a predicted model, not a curated record. The transcript has a single exon. Lineage: Eukaryota; Oomycota; Peronosporomycetes; Peronosporales; Peronosporaceae. The coding region runs from base 95 to 1975 and encodes 626 amino acids.